ACAUAAUUGCUUUCCUCCACAUCGACCUCGGGAACAAGAGCUGGAUCGGGACGUCCUUCUGGGGAGCUGAGUGAUGAACUUCGGCAGGGAGGUGGCCCGGCAAACCAGUUGUUAUACUUACGUGGUAGAAGAUGAGGAUCCAGCCCUGGCGCAUCUAAGUAUAUUUGAGUUGGCCGACCAGGGUGACCAGGCUCUGCUGGAGAACUUGGUGAGGAAGAGCCCUGAGGUCCUAAGUGAGAAAGAUGAAUUGGGAGCUGGCCCUGUUCAUCACGCCGCUGCGGGGGGCCACGUCGCUCUCAUCCAGUUCAUCACCAGCGUGCUGGGCCACCAGGCUCUGAACAGCUGCGACGAGCGCGGAGACGUGCCCCUCCACUGGGCUGUGGAUAAGGACCAGGCGGAGAGCUGCAGGGUUCUGCUGGACCUGCGGGCCGACCCCAAUGUCCUCAAUGCGGCACUGCUGUCACCUUUGCACCUGGCCAUCAGCCAGGGACACAACAGGCUAGUGGAGCUGCUGCUCUCCUACGGCACGGUGGACUACAACCUACCCGGAGACCUCGGCAACACCCCGGUCAUGAUGGCCUGCUCGCUCAAUAACUGCGAAGCUCUCGACAUUUUGCUAAAGCACGGAGCACGUUUGUGCAAACAAAAUAAGCUGGGCCAUUUCGCAGUGCACGCGGCUGCAUUCGCGGGCGCAAAAAAGGCCCUGGAAAUCAUCCUGAAGGCCGGGGAGGAGCUAGGCCACUUUGGUGAAAACCACAUUAACUAUCUGGACAAAUCCAAUAGCUCGCCGCUGCAUCUGGCUGUGCGGGGCGGCAACACAGACACCAUUCGAUUCUGCAUCGUCAAGGGAGCCAAAAUUGACCAGAAACAGCAUGACAGGUCGACGCCGCUGCACUUGGCGUGUACCCAGGGUGCCCUCGAGGUGGUCAAAAUGAUGCUGUGCUCUCACGGCCGAGUGGAGGACAUCAUUAACCUCAAGGAUGGAGCAUGUCAGACGCCGCUGCACAGGGCGACAAUAUUUGACCACGUGGACUUAGCCGACUACCUCAUAUCUUUGGGUGCGGACGUCAACGCCGUGGACUGUAAGGGAACCCCCCCCUUGCUGUUGGCAACCAGUUGUGGGGCAUGGAGAACCGUGGUGCUGCUCCUGUCCAACGGGGCAAAUGUCAACCUAAAGGACAGGCUUGGCUGCAAUUUUCUUCAUCUGGCCAUCUUGCAACCCAAGGGGCUGAAGAAUCUGCCGCAAGAUGUUCUGCAGCGUAGCAGUGUGAAGGCGUUGCUGAGCUGCGAGGACAACGAGGGCUGCACGCCACUGCACUACGCGUGCCGACUGGGCAUCCACGACUCGGUGCGCAACAUGCUGGGCCUCUCGGGCCAGCUGGGCCUGGCGUGCAAGUCCAAGGAUAAGAAGUCUGCCCUACACUUUGCUGCUCAGUAUGGCCGUAUCAAUACGUGUCACCGACUGCUGGAGACCAUCACGGACUCACGCUUGCUCAACGAAGGUGACGAGCGAGGCCUGACGCCGCUUCACUUGGCUUCCAGAGGGGGGCACACGGAGGUGGUGAGGCUACUGCUGCGUAGAGGGGCUCUUUUCCACAGAGUCUUGAGAUAUCCUGUGUUUGUCUGGAGUGAUUACAAGGGCUGGACCUGUCUACAUCAUGCAGCCUCUGAGGGAUACACACAAACUUUGGACAUUCUGUUAUCAGCCAACUUGAAACUGCUGGAUAAAACAGAUGAAGAUGGGAACACCGCCCUUCACAUAGCGGCAAGGAUGGGCCAUGUGGCGGCAGCCAUGCUCAUGGUGAACCGAGGGGCGGAGUUUGUUUUGAACAAGAGCGACACGUCUUUCCUACACGAAGCGCUGCAGAAUGGGAAGCACGAUGUGGUCAACGCUGUCAUUGACAGCGAGAGGUGUGCAGAGGCAUUGACCACAUUUAAAGUCGGUGGAUCCCAACGAUGCCCCAUCAUGGACAUGAUUGAAUACCUGCCCGAGACCUAUAAGCACCUGUUGGACUGCAGUGUAAGGGAGUCGGAGGACGAUCACAACUGCCCUGCCUACCACAUUGAAUACAACUUCUGCUGGCUGCAAGCUCCCCUCGAAAUGCAGAAGAAAGGGGAUAAGUCUACCCGGAUUCAGCCGCUAGCCGCACUCAACGCGAUGGUGAAAUACAACCGCAUUGGGCUUCUCAACCAUCCCGUCUGCAAAAAGUACCUGUCCAUGAAGUGGGUGGCGUACGGGAGCAAGGCGCAUAUUCUCAACAUGUUCAUGUACCUGCUGGGUCUGCUACCGCUGACUCACCUCAUUGUGGCUCUGAGACCCACCAUGAACAUCACGGAAACGGGCGAGCACAGGAUCACCAUGGUGCCCGUGUUGUUUCUGGAGCAAAGUCUGUUCCUGUCCUUCUGUAUGGUGAUGGUCCUGGUCAUGAAUGUCUACUGCAUUGUGAAAGAAGUGCUACAGAUAAUACAACAGCGUUGGAACUACUUAAAAGAUUACUCCAACCAAGCUGACUGGGUUUCGGCCAUCAACUCGCUUCUCUUUAUCAUCCCGGCCAUGCUCAACGCGUCGGGCUCCUGGUACUGGGAAGCGGGAGCGCUUGCAGUCCUCAACUCCUGGAUCGCAUUCCUCUUGUAUCUCCAAAGGUUCGAGGGGAUUGGCAUCUACGUGGUGAUGUUUGGCGAGAUCUGCAGGACGUUCUACCGGACCGUGCUCCUGUUCUUUUUCCUCCUGCUGGCCUUUGCAUUGGCGUUCCACGCGCUGCUGCUCGAGCAGAGAGAGUUCGAGAACUUGCCGCUGUCCAUGAUGCAAUCAUUUGUGAUGAUGGUGGGCGAACUCAAUUACCAGAACAACUUCCUGGACGCGUAUCUGAAAAACGAGCUUCCUUUCAGCACGUUGACAUUAUUCACGUUCGUCUCCUUUGUUCUCGUCAUGCCCAUUGUUCUCGUAAACUUGCUGAUUGGUUUAGCAGUCGGAGACAUCGCUGAAGUGCAAAGAAAUGCUGCCAUGAAAAGAAUAGCCAUGCAGAUCGAUCUCCACACCGCCCUGGAAGACAAGCUGCCUUACUGGUUCAUCAAAAGAGCGGACAAACCCUCCGUCGUCAUCUACCCUAACCGCAAGUGCUCCAAGCACAUCAUCAUGCAGCUAUUUGGAGGCAGCACGGCAACCAACGACGAGUGGAAGCGAAUAUUUGUGACGUCGCAAAGCUGCUCCACAGUGGAAGCUGAGCUCAAAAAGCAGAAGUGCAGGCUGAAGGAGAUGGCCAGCGUGCUAGAGAAGCAGCACAACCUCCUCAAGCUCAUCAUCCAGAAAAUGGACAUUACCUCCGAGGCGGACGAGUACGACGGCCCGCUCAAUGUUGGUGGCACCACCUGGAAGCGACUGUGCCUGCCCAAGCGCACCACCAGCAGCACCGGCGUGUCCCGCUGGGUGCCGCUCAUGAAAGCCAUUGAGUCCAAGCCCAAAGGACAAGUUUAGAAAAGUAGAACAGUUAUCACCUAAACUCAAACCACGUUGCAUUAUAUGUUGCUUAGGAGGUCUACGAUGGGAUUGAUUUUUCUCAAGCUUCUGCUGUGCUUGGCCUGCAAAGUCCCUGGGAGGCCAUAUACUUUUAAAACUAUUCUAAAAAUCCCACACACGUUCAUGUAGGAAAGUAGAGUAAAAGACCACAGCAUCCUGACAGACUUCAUCACCUGCAUGUACCCUCCCCAAAACAUACAAAUAUCAAAACAACGAUGUCAAUAGAACCAUUAUAUCGCUCAUGCUAGCCUGUAAAUGAAACACAAAACCCAUCAGCCAUAGUUGAAGCAUGCACCUCUCCGCUGAACAUAUCCUCCAAAUAAACGCACAUAAAUAAAAAUGUCAAAACAAGGAUGUAUAUAACCAAUAAAUGUUUCAAGGUCAGUCACGAAAACUUAUAAAUGAAACUCAAUCACCACUAGGAGUAGGUGGCACACCGCCUCUACCCUGGCACCCACCCUCAAAAAAAAUGCACAAAUGUCAAAAUACUCUAUCUGUAUUUAACGCAUCAUAUUUAGUUGAAAAAAUUGCACACGCUUUCUUCCCUGCAGGCGUAUUAAAAAGACAUCCAAAUGUUCAUAAUGUUCAUAACAAUAUUUCCUCAAGGAAAACUCCCAAAAAACCUGAAACACCAUCCAACUUAUUUGUUGCGUACACACACACACAGCUGUGACUCAGGAUGAUGGUAUAAUACUCGUCAUUUUUACUCAUAAAUAUGCCUGUGAGUAUUGUUAUAUUGUUUGUCUACAUGUGUUGCUACACGUUGGUGUUAAAAAAAAAAUCAGCUUUUUUUCAAAUCACGACAAUCGAUGCUAACGUUGGCAUGUCAAUGUGUUAUCUGCUGCUUCUUAGCUUUAAGCUAAGUUGGCUUUCCUUAUGUGCAAUUGUCCUUAAAAUUUAAUUUGACUGAACUUCCGCUGGGAAUGGAAUUAAUCAUCUUGAAUCCUCUUGUCUUAUUAUUUGCCAAACUGCUGCUGAUUGUGAAAACUCUUACUGUGUGGGACUCCUAUCUCGAGGCAUCACUUGAUGUACUAUGUAGUACCGCAAUGUAACCACACUUAGUCGUGAUC
Syngnathoides biaculeatus (alligator pipefish) is the source of this 4587-nucleotide messenger RNA. It is a transcript of the gene trpa1b, whose product is annotated as transient receptor potential cation channel, subfamily A, member 1b. The record is from RefSeq and is a predicted model, not a curated record. The transcript is spliced from 28 exons. Gene Ontology annotation, biological process: transmembrane transport; monoatomic ion transport. Gene Ontology annotation, cellular component: membrane. Bases 74 to 3475 code for a protein of 1133 amino acids. NCBI's taxonomy places the organism in Eukaryota, Metazoa, Chordata, Actinopteri, Syngnathiformes, Syngnathidae. Gene Ontology annotation, molecular function: protein binding; monoatomic ion channel activity.